AUGCUUAGUGCUUCGAGGCGAAAGAAACUUGUCCUCUGGCAGCCACCUGUAACAGGUUAUCUUGGAGAACUAUCCGCGUACGGUUUCAACAAUCCAACAGCUAAGCUUUCAGCUCCUGACCCUGAUUUUGCCCUUAUCCCCUUAGAUACAACCCCAUCGACAGGGAGCAUCAACGCCUCUUCCACCAAACAAGAUACCGGACUGGCCAGUGCCAGACAAUCCUGGGUUUCAUCUUCAUCAACGAACGCAACAUUAUGGAUGAGAUCGCCUUUCACCAUUCGACAAAGUGGUCGGGCUAUCUCUCCCUACAACCUUCCCUAG
Messenger RNA from Opisthorchis viverrini, 321 nucleotides. RefSeq lists its product as hypothetical. The record is from RefSeq and is a predicted model, not a curated record. Bases 1 to 321 code for a protein of 106 amino acids. Lineage: Eukaryota; Metazoa; Platyhelminthes; Trematoda; Opisthorchiida; Opisthorchiidae. The transcript has 2 exons.